GUUCGAAUUGCUGCCAAUAACACCUGGUGAUAAUCCUUUUCGAGCUUCAGCAUCAACUAACAACAUAAUCUGAUGCCGAUGAAUAAGAAGGCCGAUCGCCCGAUUUCGCAUAAUCAACGUAACCAAAUGUCUAGGGACGAAUCGAAGCCCUAAGCGCAUUGCAUUAGGCACAUUUAAAAAAUAAAACAGAUCCUAUAUAUCAAGUUUCCGCCUUUAACGUACCUAUCUAGCUGUGACGACGACUUGAAACAUGGAGGCCGCCUCCGCUCGAGCGGCCGCGAGGGACCGCUGGAACGAGCUUGGUUUCCCGAGACCGUCCCAGCUUCAACGGUUUAUAGCUAGCGCUUGUAGUCCCGAGAAUUACGAACCUAACCUGGCCUUAAACCUCGAGAUCUCCGACUUGAUCAACAGCAAGAAAGGUAGCGCACCCCGCGAAGCCGCCGUCUCCAUAGUCAACUACAUCAACUCGCGCAACCCCAACGUCAGCCUCCUAGCCUUGAACCUCCUCGACAUAUGCGUAAAGAACUGCGGAUACCCCUUUCAUCUCCAGAUCAGCACCAAGGAAUUCCUGAACGAGCUUGUCAGGCGCUUUCCCGAGAGGCCUCCUAUCCGUUAUACGAAGGUCCAGUCUAAGAUAUUGGAGGCUAUCGAAGAAUGGAGGAGCACGAUAUGCGAGACGAGCCGGUACAAGGAGGACCUAGGCUUCAUCCGGGAUAUGCAUCGGCUGCUGAGCUACAAGGGUUAUAACUUUCCCGAGGUUCGAAGGGAUGACGCCGCCGUCCUGAAUCCGAGCGACAAUCUCAAAUCGGCCGAGGAGAUGGAGGAGGAAGAGCGAGAAGCACAAUCUGCCAAACUUCAGGAACUGAUACGAAGAGGAACUCCCGAGGAUUUGCAAGAGGCCAAUAAGCUUAUGAAGAUUAUGGCUGGUUACGAUACGAGGUCCAAGACAGAUUAUCGGGCGAAGGCGGCUGAGGACGUCGGAAAGAUUCAAGCUAAAGCUCGCCUGUUGGAGGAGAGGUUAGCCGCCUUUAAGCCAGGCGAUUCUAUGAAAGACGGCGACGUCUUCGAGGAAUUAGCCGCGGCGCUCCAAAGCGCGCAACCCAAGAUCCAGAAGAUGUGCGAAGAAGAGUCCGACGACCACGAGGCGGUGGCUAAGUUGUUCGAGAUAAACGACAGCAUACAUCGAACGGUCGAGCGAUGGAAGCUUCUCAAGAAGGGCGAUAUAGAAGGCGCCAACAAGAUCGCUCAGAGCGCACCUACCUCGACGACGUCGGCUGCGGCCGGGAAAUCGACGUCGGCCGCCAACGAGUUGUCGCUGAUCGACUUCGACGCGGAUGCCGCGGCAAACGGCGCCGCUAACAACGCAGCCGGGUCAAGUUCGCAACCAGGCGGUCUCGAGAACGACCUCCUCGGCCUUUCCUUAGGAGAUAGCGGCGGCUCUUUUGGCCAAGGCGGUGGAAUAUCGCUCGGCUUUGGGACAAAUCAAAAUGUACCCGGGCCUGCUUUACUAUCGUCGAUAACCCAAAAUAGCAGCGCCAAAGGACCAGUAUCAAACCCUAGUCCUCCUCCGCACUCCCCCUUUUCGAGCUUCACUUCACCUCCUAUGGGAUCCCAGUCGAAUACUCCGCAACCGCAGCUAUCCCAGCAAUCUUCGUUUUCCAGGCCACCACCACAAAGGUCUCCCGCCAACGAUCCUUUCGCGGCUCUCGCUUCUCCUCAGUUCAUGUCCAAGCCAGCAACUCCUAAACCCGCACCCGCACCCGCACCCGUUGCCGCGACCGAAGACGACGAAUGGUCAUUUUCUUCGGCAUUACCCCCCGAGCCCUCUCUUCCUAAGGAGCACCAAGCGCUCGUCAAGGAUGGUCCUCUCCAGAUCCAGCUCAACGCCUCGCGACCGCCUCCACAGGGUGCCCUGUACCUAGUUUUCAGCUUCUCUAAUACUACAGCGGCGCCCAUAAGCAACCUCCACUUCCAAUUAGCCGUAACGAAGGUGAGCAAUUAACUUAGUACUCUACCCUUUACCCUUUACACUCUACCCCUACUCUCUACUCUACUUCCCGCAAUCUACUUGACAACAUAAAUAUAGAUAAGUCGAGGACUAACAAAACACAAUAGGGCUACGAACUGCAACUCCAG
Messenger RNA from Annulohypoxylon truncatum, 2136 nucleotides. RefSeq names its product VHS-domain-containing protein. The record is from RefSeq and is a predicted model, not a curated record. Gene Ontology annotation, cellular component: trans-Golgi network. Bases 251 to 2002 code for a protein of 583 amino acids. Gene Ontology annotation, molecular function: ubiquitin binding; phosphatidylinositol binding. The transcript is spliced from 3 exons. Gene Ontology annotation, biological process: Golgi to vacuole transport; Golgi to endosome transport; protein transport to vacuole involved in ubiquitin-dependent protein catabolic process via the multivesicular body sorting pathway. NCBI's taxonomy places the organism in Eukaryota, Fungi, Ascomycota, Sordariomycetes, Xylariales, Hypoxylaceae.